Messenger RNA from Salvelinus fontinalis (brook trout), 326 nucleotides. RefSeq names its product 60S ribosomal protein L4-A-like. Gene Ontology annotation, biological process: translation. Gene Ontology annotation, molecular function: structural constituent of ribosome; RNA binding. Gene Ontology annotation, cellular component: ribosome; cytosolic large ribosomal subunit. NCBI's taxonomy places the organism in Eukaryota, Metazoa, Chordata, Actinopteri, Salmoniformes, Salmonidae. The record is from RefSeq and is a predicted model, not a curated record.
CCCUUCUAGACCACCUCCUAGAGAGGACCCCCACACAACACGCCAGAUGGAGUUCAGCAGUGGCCGUGCAGCACCACCUCCCCCCAGCGUUAGGGCUCAGGGGAUGUACCCUGCACCCCGCUCCAUGUCUGCUGUGGUCCCAGAGGGGGGUGAUGACACCCUGAUGCAGGCCAUCCUCAACCUGGACAGAGGAAGGAAAGGCCCCUUGCCUCCCCUGAGAGCAGACGUCCCCCCCUCCCCCCACAGCCGGUCCGGCUCCACCGUCAGUAGCAAGAGCUACUCUCCUGACAGAGGCAAGGGUCUCCCCCACCUCGCCCAGCAGAAAA